This is a messenger RNA of Galleria mellonella (greater wax moth), 852 nucleotides long. RefSeq names its product gamma-glutamylcyclotransferase-like. Gene Ontology annotation, molecular function: gamma-glutamylcyclotransferase activity. NCBI's taxonomy places the organism in Eukaryota, Metazoa, Arthropoda, Insecta, Lepidoptera, Pyralidae. The record is from RefSeq and is a predicted model, not a curated record. The transcript is spliced from 3 exons. The coding region runs from base 230 to 775 and encodes 181 amino acids.
UUAUUGGAAUCCCUAACGUGUAAAAGCCUGUUUCAUCGUCAUGAUACUUUUUAUCGUUUAAUUUCACAAUUUAUAUAUUUUAUCAUUAACAAGAUCUAUCACUAGAGUUUGUUACGGUUCUAUUAAUAGUUUUGUUUGUUCAUAUAUAGUCGUUCAGGUUAAUUAAAAUAAUAUUAGUUUGUUAGUUGUUUUCUUAGUUUGUCUUAUUAAACCAGUGUUUUUAAUAAUAAUGAUUGAAUCGGUAAAAGAUACAUUCCUGUAUUUCGCCUAUGGCAGUAAUUUGUUGAAGAAAAGAAUUCAUAUAAACAAUCCCUCGGCUCAAUUUUUAGGAGUUGGUCGUUUGGAUGAUCAUCAGCUAGACUUUAUUAAAUAUUCCAACCACUGGAAAGGCACUUCAGCAACUAUAGUACCAACAACUGGUACUUCUGUUUGGGGUGCUAUAUGGAGAAUACAAAAUAAAGACAUGCCAGCACUAGAUAGGCAAGAAGGAGUAGAUACAAAUUGGUAUUUUCCAAAAACAGUAAAUAUUUUUACCUCAAAUGGAAAGACAGUGGAAUGCCGGACAUACCAACAAACAAUAAAUCCACCACCACGCAGUGAUAACGAAGAUAUACCUUCAGAUAGAAGACCUUCUAUAACCUACCUUGAAUGCAUCAUAAAUGGUGCUGUUGAAUGCAAACUUCCAGAAGAUUAUUUAAAAAAAUUAAAGAAAAUUCCACAUAACGGGCAAGAAGCUCCCGAAAUGAUUGCAAAAUUAAAAGGCCAAGAAAACUAACUUAUAUGACUUAAUUAUACCUGUGAUUUAUAAAUAUAUACGAUAGUUAAUAAAUUUACAAUGUUAUUAUUAUAAAA